AUGACAAACUCAACAACGCCAAUGAGAGCGGCAAAUGAGUUCCGCAGCGACACGUUCACGACGCCAACGGCGGCGAUGCUGCAGGCCAUGGGGAAUGCCACCUUUGGCGACGACGUGUACCAAGAAGACCAAACCACGACCGACUUCCAAAACGAAAUUGCCCGACUGACGGGCAUGGAGGAUGCCCUUUUCGUUCUUUCAGGCACCAUGGGCAAUCAAAUUGGCGUGCGCCUCCAUCUCAACCAGCCGCCUCAUUCAGUCCUAUGCGACUACCGAGCUCACGUAUAUGCCGAAGAGGGCUCCGGCCUCGCAAUCUUGUCGCAGGCCAUGGUAACUCCCGUUCACCCAGCCAACGGCAUCUACAUGACCCUUCAAGAUGUCGAGAACUGGGUCACGCUUGGCGACGACAUCCACACUGCCCCUACCAAAGUCAUCAGCCUGGAAGUUACGAUAGGUGGUGUUGUCACUCCGAUAGACGAGAUCCAAAAGAUAUCCGAGUUUGCGCACUCCCACGGCAUCAAAGUCCACUGCGACGGGGCUCGCCUGUGGAAUGCGUCUGCCGCGACGGGACACUCGCUGGCCGACUACUGCCAGUACUUUGACAGCGUCUCCAUGUGCGUCUCCAAGGGUCUCGGUGCGCCGAUUGGCGGGGUUCUCGCCAGCACAAAGCAAAACAUUAAGCAGGCGAGGUGGCUGAGGAAACAGCAGGGCGGCGGCAUCCGCCAGGCCGGCGUCCUUACUUCCGCCGCCAUGGUCGCGCUCAAAGAAGUGUGGCCGACCAUGGCGGAGACGCACCGGAAGACAAAGAAACUGGAGAAGGACCUGGCGGCGAUUGGUGUAGUGCCACAGAUCCCGGUGGACACCAACUUCUUCUUCAUCGACGCCGCGAGAUCGAAGCUUGACAUGGGGGUGCUGUUGGAGCAGUGUGAAAAGUUCAACGUGAGGCUCAUGGACGAGCGGAUCUCGCUGCAUCACCAGGUCAGCGACGAGGCGAUAGAGAAUCUCAAGUCUGCCAUUGCAGAAGCGGUCAGAAUUACCAUGACUUUGCCGCAUGACUACGUGCCGAAGAUACGGUCGUCUGGGUAUGGCAGUACAUCCAAGAUGAACGAGUAUAGAUGA
Purpureocillium lilacinum is the source of this 1119-nucleotide messenger RNA. Its product is annotated as threonine aldolase. NCBI's taxonomy places the organism in Eukaryota, Fungi, Ascomycota, Sordariomycetes, Hypocreales, Ophiocordycipitaceae. The record is from RefSeq and is a predicted model, not a curated record. Gene Ontology annotation, molecular function: L-allo-threonine aldolase activity. Gene Ontology annotation, biological process: L-threonine catabolic process; glycine biosynthetic process. Gene Ontology annotation, cellular component: cytosol.